AUGGGGAAGGGAGGGCAAGAUUUUGGUAAACAGAAAGAGGACAAAAACCCUAGGCCGUCCGACGGUGAUGUCUUCCCUGCGUGGGCAAAAGAGAUUCAGGAGUGCGAGAAGCACUUUGGCGUGGACAGGAAAUUAGGGUUGAGUUCCGCAGACGUCGAGAAGCGGCGCGAGAAGUAUGGAUGGAAUGAGUUGGAGAAGCACGAGGGUCAGUCUAUUUGGACUCUGGUUCUGGAGCAGUUCAACGACACUCUGGUUCGAAUUCUGCUCGCUGCGGCCGUCAUUUCCUUUGUUCUGGCUUGGCUGGACGGGGAAGAAGGCGGCGAGAAGGAGAUCACGGCGUUUGUGGAGCCUUUGGUGAUCUUCUUGAUCCUGAUUGUGAACGCCAUAGUUGGGGUUUGGCAGGAGAGCAAUGCCGAGAAGGCGUUGGAGGCGCUGAAAGAGAUUCAGUCCGAGCAUGCGUCUGUGAUUCGAAAUGGGAUUAAGGUUCCCAGUUUGGCGGCCAAGGAGCUCGUCCCCGGUGAUAUUGUGGAGCUUAAAGUUGGGGAUAAGGUGCCUGCUGAUAUGCGUGUUGUGGAAUUGAUUAGCUCGACUUUGAGGGUCGAGCAGGGUUCAUUGACUGGAGAGAGUGAGGCGGUGAAUAAGACUAACAAGCCGGUUUCUGAGGACGUAGAUAUUCAAGGGAAGAAAAGUAUGGUUUUUGCAGGGACAACAAUUGUGAAUGGGCAUUGCAUUUGCUUGGUUGCGCAGACAGGGAUGUUGACUGAGAUUGGGAAGGUUCAUUCGCAAAUCCAUGCUGCCUCGCAGAGCGAGGAAGAUACACCAUUGAAGAAGAAGCUCAAUGAGUUCGGAGAGAUGCUUACGAUGAUAAUUGGAGUGAUUUGUGCAUUAGUGUGGCUCAUCAAUGUCAAGUACUUCCUCACUUGGGAAUAUGUCAAUGGCUGGCCGGCGAAUUUCAAGUUUUCGUUUGAAAAGUGCACAUAUUACUUUGAGAUUGCAGUUGCAUUGGCUGUGGCUGCCAUUCCUGAAGGUUUGCCCGCAGUCAUCACAACCUGCUUGGCGCUUGGUACCCGCAAAAUGGCUCAGAAGAAUGCCUUGGUUCGAAAGUUGCCGAGUGUUGAAACUCUGGGUUGUACGACUGUGAUUUGUUCUGAUAAAACGGGGACCUUGACUACAAACCAGAUGGCAGUGUCAAAACUUGUGGCUUUGGGUCCUACACCUACUAUACUACGCAAGUUUAAGGUGGAUGGGACUACAUACAAUCCAUUAGAUGGUAAAAUUCAUGACUGGCCAACUGGUCGUAUGGAUGCUAAUCUUCAAAUGAUUGCAAAGAUAGCUGCUGUUUGCAAUGACGCUGGCGUUACUCAUGCAGAACAGAAGUAUGUUGCUCAUGGAAUGCCUACUGAGGCAGCUUUAAAGGUUUUAGUUGAGAAGAUGGGCCUUCCUGAAGGGUCUCUGCGUGCAGAAUCAAGUGAAACCGAAUUGCUACGUUGUUGCCAGAAGUGGAAUGAAUUUGAAAGCCGAGUUGGAACCCUUGAGUUUGAUCGUGAUAGGAAAUCCAUGGGUGUCAUUGUCAACUCCCGUUCACAGAAAAAGUCAUUGCUAGUGAAGGGUGCUGUAGAAAAUGUGUUGGAGAGAAGCACUAAGGUUCAGUUGCUUGACGGUACUGUUGUACCACUGGAUGAUAACUCAAGGAACUGUAUUGUAAGAGCUCUUAAUGAGAUGUCAACUAGUGCAUUACGUUGUCUGGGUUUUGCUUAUAAAGAUGAGCUCGCCGAUUUUGAAUCCUAUGACGGUGAUGAAGAUCAUCCAGCUCAUAGACUUUUACUUGAUCCAUCCAAUUAUUCAUCAAUUGAGAGCAACCUUGUUUUUGUUGGCCUAGUUGGACUGAGGGAUCCACCAAGAGAGGAGGUUUUCGAUGCGAUUGAAGACUGCCGAGCAGCUGGAAUCCGUGUUAUGGUAAUUACUGGAGAUAACCAGAACACAGCAGAAGCAAUAUGCCAUGAAAUAGGUGUGUUUGGUGAUGGUGAAGACAUUAAGCCAAGAAGCAUUACAGGAAGAGACUUUAUGUCUCUGCCUGAUCAGAAAGCCUAUCUGAGACAAAGUGGGGGGCUUUUGUUUUCAAGGGCUGAACCAAAGCACAAACAAGAGAUUGUUAGGCUGCUCAAAGAGGAUGGUGAGGUGGUUGCUAUGACUGGUGAUGGAGUGAAUGAUGCACCAGCCUUGAAACUUGCUGAUAUUGGGAUUGCAAUGGGCAUUUCUGGAACUGAGGUUGCAAAGGAAGCUUCCGACAUGGUUCUGGCGGAUGAUAAUUUUAGCACAAUUGUUGCUGCUGUUGGUGAAGGCAGAUCUAUCUACAACAAUAUGAAAGCUUUUAUCAGGUACAUGAUCUCAUCGAACAUUGGUGAGGUUGCCUCCAUAUUCUUAACAGCAGCAUUAGGCAUUCCUGAAGGCCUCAUACCUGUCCAGCUUUUGUGGGUGAAUCUUGUUACUGAUGGACCGCCUGCAACAGCAUUAGGAUUUAAUCCUCCAGACAAAGACAUAAUGAAGAAGCCCCCACGUAGAAGUGAUGAUUCACUUAUCAGCGCUUGGAUAUUAUUCCGCUAUUUGGUAAUUGGGAUGUAUGUUGGUGUGGCAACUGUCGGCGUAUUCAUUAUUUGGUAUACGCAUGGUUCCUUCUUGGGUAUCGACCUCAGUGGGGAUGGCCAUUCUCUUGUGACUUACUCCCAACUUGCCAACUGGGGACAGUGCUCAUCUUGGACGAACUUUACUGCUUCACCCUUCACAGCUGGAACUCAGGUUAUCUCCUUCGAGAAUGACCCCUGUGAUUAUUUCCAUAGUGGAAAAGUGAAAGCUAUGACACUCUCCCUCUCCGUGUUGGUCGCCAUCGAAAUGUUUAACUCCCUCAAUGCCCUUUCGGAGGAUGGAAGCCUGUUGUCGAUGCCCCCAUGGGUGAACCCCUGGCUCCUUGUGGCCAUGUCUGUUUCAUUCGGCCUGCACUUCUUGAUCCUCUACGUGCCAUUCUUAGCUCAAGUAUUCGGCAUUGUGCCCCUGAGCUUGAAUGAGUGGCUCUUGGUUUUGGCUGUUGCAUUACCGGUGAUUCUCCUGGAUGAGAUCCUCAAGUUGGUCGGGAGAUGGACCAGCAGGUCUCAAGUAACCAAGAGGAGAGAAAAGCCCAAGACAGAGUGA
Messenger RNA from Prunus armeniaca (apricot), 3186 nucleotides. The record is from the annotation of a GenBank genome assembly. NCBI's taxonomy places the organism in Eukaryota, Viridiplantae, Streptophyta, Magnoliopsida, Rosales, Rosaceae.